Molecule: messenger RNA, 660 nt
Organism: Penicillium verrucosum
Lineage: Eukaryota; Fungi; Ascomycota; Eurotiomycetes; Eurotiales; Aspergillaceae
Product: rRNA-processing protein RRP17
Exons: 2
Coding region: 1-660 (219 amino acids)
Cellular component (GO): nucleolus
Molecular function (GO): RNA binding
Source: RefSeq, a predicted model, not a curated record
AUGGGUCCCAAAGAUUUCAAAAAGCGCAAAAUUGUUGCCGGGCCUAAAGUUGAAGAGGUCAAUUUCGACAGCGAGUCCCGCCAGGAAUGGCUGACUGGGUUUCACAAACGCAAGGUGCAACGCGCUAAGCAUGCACAAGACAAUGCUGUCAAGAGAUACAAAGAGGAGAAGAGAGACGCAAGAAAAAAGAUUCGAGAGGAUCGCAAAAAAGACUUCGAACAGGCAAUGGCGGAGCACAAAGCGGUACUCAAGCGCAUGAAGGAGGAUGCUGGAGAUCUCGGCGAAAUGGAAGGCGAGAGCGAGGAGGAAAAUUGGGAGGGAAUCGAAGAGCCUCCAGCAGUGGACUACGAAGCCGAAUAUGUCGACGAGGACAAAUACACAACAGUCACUGUUGAAGAAAUGGAUGCAUCCCGUGAAGGUCUGCUCAAGGUUGCCAAGGGGGAGGAAUCAGAGAAUGAAGAAGAGAAAAAAUAUCCGACCGAGACGGAGGCUGAUACAAAAGCCAAGAAGAGAAAGCCCAGGAGUGCAGCCUCAGAAGCAGCCAGGAAAAAGAAGAGGAACUUCCGCUACGAGACCAAGGUUGAGCGCAAACAAACAAUGUUAAAGCAACGGUCCGUGAAAGCGAAGAGGGCAAAGGCACGAAAGGGUGCAGAGGAAUGA